Molecule: messenger RNA, 1617 nt
Organism: Exophiala xenobiotica
Lineage: Eukaryota; Fungi; Ascomycota; Eurotiomycetes; Chaetothyriales; Herpotrichiellaceae
Exons: 2
Coding region: 1-1617 (538 amino acids)
Biological process (GO): proteolysis
Cellular component (GO): extracellular region
Molecular function (GO): protein binding
Source: RefSeq, a predicted model, not a curated record
AUGUACCUCACCCAAGGCUUCUUUGCCGCUGCCCUUUUGCAGCUGGCAUGUGCUGCACCAGCACCCCAGGCUACGAGCACCAGCUCUCUGAGUUGUGUCAAUUCCGCCAGUAACGGCCAAACCUACAAUGGGUUCACUGUUCAAUGUGGUAUCGACUACGCUGGAAACGACAUUGGUUCCGCCUGGACAUCGACAUUUGAGGACUGCAUCGACACCUGUGCUGCCACUAGCGGUUGUAUUGAUGUCUCGUACCUCGGGAACUGGUGUUACAUGAAAAACGCCGCCGGUAGCUACAAUACUAAUUCUGUCUGGGGAGCCAAGAAAGGCAGCUCGUCACCGGCUCUCUCAUGUCCCAGUGCCGAUGGCCAGACCUACGACGGCUUCACCAUUGCCUGUGGCACCGACUAUGCUGGUGGAGAUAUCGGUAGCCUUUGGGCUGGGACUCUCGAAUCCUGUCUCGACGCAUGUUCAGCAAAGAGUGGCUGUGUCGGGGCUGCUUACGCCGCGCCAUAUUGUUAUAUGAAGAACUCUAUCAACUCCGCGUCUAGUAACGCUGCUGUCAUUGGUGCAAGACUUUCCUCGAGCACAACCACGACUACAACCACGAGUACAACCACGACUUCAUCCACUUCAGCUACAGCCUCCGCCACGCUCUGCAGUAAUGGAAACACCGGUACUUCGACAUACACCUCGAGUGGGAAGAGCUUUAGUGUUGCUUGUGGUUGGGACUACUACGGAUACGAUUACUCGAAUCUUCAGACAGCAGACCUUGAGUCUUGUAUCUCAAGUUGUGCGUCUGACAGCCAAUGUGUUUCUGUAUCUUGGACAAAUGGGUGGUGUUACUUGAAGAAUACGGUUGCGGUUGGUGCGGCAAACUCCAAUGUUAGGGCCGCUGCUCUGAGCUCAGCUUUGUCGACCGCGACUACAACCACGUCGACAACUUCCACCACUACCACUACCACGAUCCCAUCGACCACUACAACCACUACGGCCGUACCAUCCACCACAACUUCGUCGGUUUUGACUACCACAACGACGGCGGCUACGACUUUGACUACGACUACUACAAGCACAACUACCUCGCCGACGACCACCACGACAACUACGACUACUACUCGUGCCUCUGUCGUCACCAGUUUUGCAUCAACCGUUACCGGAGCAGUUCAGACGGGAGCCAUAUCUUGCUCCGAUAAUGCUUCAGACGGAAACAUCUAUACUGCUGCCAGUGGUUCUCAGUGGCAGAUCUAUUGCCAGACGGACUUCUACGGUGGAGAUCUUAAAAAUGCCGCGGCGUCUAGCCUGAGUGAUUGCAUCGAGCAGUGCGCUAAGACCUCUGGAUGUAUAGAUGUCUCUUACAACGGUCGCUGUUACCUGAAGAGCACUCUCACAAAAGCCGUGACUAACUCUGGUCUCGACAAUUACUUCGACUACCUCAAGCACCACCUCAAGCACCACCACGAGCACGACCACCAGCACUACCACCAGCACUACCACCAGCACUACCACGACGAGUACAACGUCCAGUACGACUACGAGCUCGGCUACUACCACAACCACAACUUCCUCAACAACCCCAACCCCAACUACGACAAGUACUACAACUGUCGCGACCACUAG